Dioscorea cayenensis subsp. rotundata (Guinea yam) is the source of this 1239-nucleotide messenger RNA. RefSeq names its product germin-like protein subfamily T member 2. The transcript is spliced from 2 exons. Gene Ontology annotation, molecular function: manganese ion binding. NCBI's taxonomy places the organism in Eukaryota, Viridiplantae, Streptophyta, Magnoliopsida, Dioscoreales, Dioscoreaceae. Bases 1 to 1239 code for a protein of 412 amino acids. The record is from RefSeq and is a predicted model, not a curated record. Gene Ontology annotation, cellular component: cell wall.
AUGAAGGCUGAUAACAUCAACAUGUCAAUUUUAUCCAAUACCCUCACCUUCUUCAUCAUCUUCUUGCUUAACUCCUCCUCCUCCUCCAACGCAGCAGUCCAAGACUUUUGCGUCGCAGACCUUACAGGGCCUGAGAACCCUGCUGGCUAUCCCUGCAAGAACAUCUCCAAAGUCACUGCAAAUGACUUUUAUUUCCCUGAUUUCCUUACACCCCACAUAACUUAUCUUCCCAAGUUUAAUGCUUCAGCAACUCUUGGGUUCACUCCCUACUUCCCUGGUGUCAAUGGUCUAGGCCUCUCGUUGGUGUGCUUUGCUAUAGAGGUUGGUUCAUUUGUUCCCAGUCACACUCACCCCAGAGCCAAUGAGGUCAUCGUCAUGAUUGAAGGGUCCAUCAUAGCUGGUUUCAUCUCGUCGGAUAACAAAGCUUACUAUAAAACUUUACAGAAAGGCGACGUCUUUAUCUUCCCUCAAGGUCUGUUGCACUUUGAAGUGAAUGUUGGGAAUAUUACGGCGAAGAUCCUCGCUGCCUUCGAAGGCUCAAGCCCUGGCAUCCAGGGAACCAUAAUGUCUUUGACUGGUAAUGACCUGCCUUCUGAUGUUGUCCAGAAGGUGAGCUUAAUCUUUGACAAAGAUAUGGUGAAGAAAUUCAAGGCCAUGUUUGGUGCCGUCCAAGACUUUUGCGUCGGAGACCUCACGGCGCCGGAGGGUCCUGCCGGAUACUCAUGCAAGAAAGCAUCCGUUGUCACUUCCAAUGACUUCUUUUACAAGGAUAUCUUCAAGUCCAAUCUAAAUUUCCCUACUAUCAACCUAUUUCUGACAUAUUUAUUCAGCCAACAGUUCCCUGGCCUUAAUGGCCUGGGUAUGUCGCUGUUGUCCAUUCAGAUGGGACCUGGUGGUAUUGUCCCAGCGCACACUCACCCUAGGGCCAAUGAGGUUAUUGUUUGCAUUGAAGGGACCGUUUACGCUGGCUUCAUCUCAACUGACAACAAAGCUUAUACUAAAACUAUACAGGCAGGUGAUGUCUUUAUCUUCCCUCAAGGUUUGUUGCACUUCCAGUUGAACGUUGGGAAAGGACAAGCAAAGGUCCUGGCCUUCUUUGGUGGCUCAAGUCCAGGUAUCCAAACACUACCGUUUUCACUAUUUGGGAAUGACUUGCCUUCAGACGUUGUGGGCAACGUAACCUUUUUAGAUAAUAAUGUUGUGAAGAAGCUCAAGGCCAGGUUUGGAGGAACAAACUAA